CAACGAACGAAAGAAAGAAAACCAAAACAACCCACCCAAACAAACCCCCCAACCGUACAACCCCGCCGAGGUGUGGUGAUUGAGACAAGUGGAGCACCCUCCUACACUCAUCCACAGACGCCACUGCGACACGAACGCAAGUAUGUCAACGAGGACGGUGGAGGUUGGCGCAGCGUCGCAGCUCCGGGCGGAUACAUCCAGGCCUGGACGCGUCGUGUUGUCAUGGGCGCGGCCCAUCAUGGACAACAACGAGGCAACGUUUGCGUUUCGGUGUCGAGUGCUGAUGCGGCUGAUCGGAAGGAACUAUCCUGGAUUUCCGACAAGGGACAAUGGCAACGAGGACGAAGAGGAAGAGAGGAACAGCAGCUGGACACAGGUGGCCGAGGGCAAGGAGAUGCUGGAGUUGACACUGGACAGCCUUCCUCCGGCAUCUGUGUUUCAAUGGCGUGUGCAGACAAUGUUGAUUCGAGGACAGGGCGAGUCUUCGGCCAUUGGCACGUUUACCACCCAGGAUGCGCUGCCACUCUCUCCGCCGCGGGGCGUGUCUGCUAUCGAAGUUGGGCUAGACUACGUCGAGCUCAGCUGGAAGCCGCCACGCUUCGUCAACGGCUGCGUCACACACUACAUUAUCUACUAUGACAUCUUCGGAGAGAACACACACCAGGAACGCCUGGUUCCAGGCGAUUGCACCAGCUUUCGUGUCGAGCACCUCUUCAAGCAGAGCUGUUACAGAUUUCAAGUUGCGGCGAGAACAAGUGCAGGGGAGGGUCCACCAUCAACGAUCGUCUUCCAGGAGACCCGGGCAAGCCCACUGCAAGCGUUCCUCCAUCAGAGCAGCGCUGCGAGCACACCGUUCAGCAACCCAAUGAAGAUGACAUUCGUGGCAGGUCAGUCCAACCACGUGCCACCGACAAGGCGCCGUUGGCUAUUCCCGCUCUUGGACACACGGCUCUUGGAGUCUGCGGAUGGGCACGCAUCUGAUGACGAGGACAGCCUUGCCGUUGCCAUGCCAGAGGCGUAUGAGGACGCCGAUGGCCGUCCGCGGCGUGGUGCACAGGGGGGCGUCGGAAGCGGUGCCAUGAAGCAGCUGUUGCAGAAGUUCCAGCAUAGCGCAGCCACAGUACCACAGGUAACAGCUUCCGAACAAAGACGAAGAAGAAACUUGCUUGGAGGCACUGUUGGCAGCGCAUUGAGUGCUGCGUCGAGAACAAGCAGCGGGCAGCAGCACGGGCGUGGCAAUGAUGUUGAUGGUGAUGAUGCUGAUGAUGAUGACGACGACACAAGUGCGCAUGCGCUGCCUUUGUCGAACAUCCCACGGGAUGCGCCGUGCUGCCGGUCAUGGUACGAGCGCGGGUGGUCGCUGUACGCUGGCCAUAUUGGCUUGCGUGGCGGCGCCCACUACGUUGUGUGGAUCUUCCGCCGCCUCAAACCGCGAACACAGGAACAUCGAUUUGCAGCAGAGGCCACAUGCCUGCAAACGCGCAAGACAACGUCCCUCGUGAGCCGGGGCAUGAACGCGCCCAACACGCUUGCAGCGCGCUUUGCUGCCGUUGUGGAGCUGGCCAGAAUUGGCGGAACUGUCCCCCCAGACGUCGCCAUGACCACCUAACCAGCUGUGUGUGUGUGUGUGUGUGUGUG
Salpingoeca rosetta is the source of this 1638-nucleotide messenger RNA. RefSeq lists its product as uncharacterized. Lineage: Eukaryota; Choanoflagellata; Craspedida; Salpingoecidae. The record is from RefSeq and is a predicted model, not a curated record. Bases 143 to 1609 code for a protein of 488 amino acids. The transcript has 6 exons. Gene Ontology annotation, molecular function: protein binding.